CAGUGCUGCCUUUGAAACGCUGCUGGAAACUCCAUUUUUCUUUUUCUUUUUUUGUUUCCCGGCAUGCUUUGAGAGCGCACAGAGGACGCCGAGGACUCGGAUCUUAACGGAGUUUACCUGCCCACGACCUCCAGCGGCUGAAAGAUGUCUGACACCGUCCAGGAGAAGAUCAAGAACUACAGGACGGCUCCGUUUGAUGCCCGCUUCCCCAACACCAACCAGACCCGCAACUGUUUCCAGAACUAUCUGGGUAAAUCAGACGUCUGCUGCACACAAUAUCAAUGCACGCUGAUACUUCCACAGAUGCAACAAGGUUCUGUCAGCCAAAGACCAGGACACAGCUGCCUGCGAGUGGUACCGCAGGGUCUACAAGAGCCUCUGCCCCAUCGGUUGGGUUCAGAAAUGGGAUGAUCAGUUAGAGGCAGGAAACUUCCCCGGGAAGAUUUAAACCAGCUUCAUCCACUUUCUCAACUUAAAAUGUUAAAGUGAAAUAUUCUGAUAUUUCUGUACUAAAAUCUCAUAAUAAAUUCAUGUUACUACGAA
Messenger RNA from Archocentrus centrarchus (flier cichlid), 543 nucleotides. Its product is annotated as cytochrome c oxidase subunit 6B1-like. NCBI's taxonomy places the organism in Eukaryota, Metazoa, Chordata, Actinopteri, Cichliformes, Cichlidae. Gene Ontology annotation, cellular component: mitochondrion; respiratory chain complex IV. The record is from RefSeq and is a predicted model, not a curated record. The transcript has 4 exons. Bases 145 to 411 code for a protein of 88 amino acids.